This is a messenger RNA of Talaromyces rugulosus, 1365 nucleotides long. RefSeq lists its product as uncharacterized. The record is from RefSeq and is a predicted model, not a curated record. NCBI's taxonomy places the organism in Eukaryota, Fungi, Ascomycota, Eurotiomycetes, Eurotiales, Trichocomaceae. The transcript has a single exon. The annotation marks the transcript as partial.
AGCUAUCAUGUAACACCCGAAGCCAUUCAAGCCGACCUGACAGCCGGAAAGGACCUGCCAUCAUGGAUCUUUUCAGCUUAUGGACCAGGCAAGAACGCCCCGAAACAGCUCUUUGGAGGCCCGUUGCGCGAGCAGAGUUUUGAAGAGAUGCGACUGCGCCACUAUGAAGCCACUGCUGCAGGUAAUAUGAACCAGGCCGUUGAAGAGGCCCAGAAACUACACGAAGAGACGACGAACCAGAUCCGCGUGAUCUUGAACGACCUCAACGGCGCGGUCAAAUAUGUCCUGGCAGGAGAGAACGAACACCCAAACCGGAUUGAUAUCGCCGAGGGAAAACCAUCUACACAGCAACCCGCAUUCGGUCAGCCAAGCGCUACGCCUACGCCUACGCCUACGUCUUCAUCGACUCCGGCAUUUGGCCAGCCUUCAUUAUCUGCGCCCGCUUUUGGACAACCGUCAAAUCUAGGCGCACCAAAGCCAGCCUUUGGCCAGCCAUCGGCAUUUGGACAACCCUCUACGCUUGGGUCUGGUCUCGCAAAACCAGCUUUUGGACAGCCUUCUUUUAGCCAACCGGCAUUUGGCCAACCAUCAGCACCCAGAGCUCCAGGGUUUGGGCAACCCAGGGCCGGACCAUCGCCAUUCGCACAAACUACCCAAGCUAAUCCGUUGGCACAGGGCGGAGCGGCGCCUUUUGGCCAGGCUCCUGCCCCUUCUCCAUUCGGCCAGGCCGCUGGCCAGACGAGUAUAUCGCCAUUUGCACAGAUUAGUGGCCAGCAGAAUGUAUCGGCUGGUGGCGGAUUUGGGCAAUCAUCAGCACUUGGUGGUGGUGAAGGUGGAUUCGGCCAACCGUCUCAACCUGCGGCUUCACCGUUUGGUCAACCUCAGCAGCAGACUCAGGCGCCUUCACCGUUUGGACAAGCGCCCAGUGCAGCAGCGCCAGGUGGAUUUGGCCAGCCAGCGGCUGCAGCCCAGCCAGCGAAACCUGGGGCCCCCAGAGCGCCGCUUGGCCCAAAACCAGUUAUCAGAGUUGAGCAAGGCGAGCUCAACCCAAUCCCCGAUCUCGCAGGCGAGACCGUUCGAGACCGGAUGACACAGAAGAUCAUUCAAUGGAAAGGACGGCCGGUUGAGUACAAGGACGGCCAGCCGCGAUAUCUCCAUCCUCAGGACAACAAGACGUGGGUGCGCAUUUUCUUCCCCGAUGGACCGCCCGAAGUUGCUACACUCGGCGACUGUGCCGGACCAGAAAACGAGUACACGCCGGCCGUCACGGAACAAUAUCAGUUUUUUGUACAGAAUGGGUACUUUAAAGACGGGCGUUUCCCGUUUGUGCCGCCUAAAACAGAGUUUGUCUCGUUUGACUUUUGA